AUGCCGCCAGCCCCAAGGCCAAACAUCACCAGGCCGACACCGCCCACCGCCAAUCAUCCGCCGUCACCGCACACACGGACGUCAAGCGCUGCAACAACGACGCCCACAACUGUUCCGGCCCCGCUGAACGCCCGUCAACGCCGGAACCUGCAACGGAUGCGGGACCUCCGGGCCCGACAGCAGCACUCUCAGCAACACCGCCUGGAAAAACCGGCCACUACAGCCCCUCCAACCACCGCCCCGACAGUGGUAGCGCCGCAGCAAGGUACCGCGCCACCGGCCCCCGCCGUAGCCACGGUACCGGAGGUAGCAAUACCUACCGGAACAACCGGGGCUACGGAACAUCCAACAGCCGCCCCGUCUCAAACCGUUGAUAUGGAAAUAUCAGCGGAAGAGGAGGCGGAACUGCUGGGAGGACCGGACGCGCACUUUGCCGACGAGGUGGACAUGGAGACGGUGUUUGACAAUAGGUUCCAUAGUCUCCCGACGUCACCUCGACGGGAGUAG
Messenger RNA from Aphis gossypii (cotton aphid), 507 nucleotides. Its product is annotated as mucin-7-like. The record is from RefSeq and is a predicted model, not a curated record. The coding region runs from base 1 to 507 and encodes 168 amino acids. Lineage: Eukaryota; Metazoa; Arthropoda; Insecta; Hemiptera; Aphididae. The transcript has a single exon.